Molecule: messenger RNA, 2191 nt
Organism: Centrocercus urophasianus (Greater sage-grouse)
Lineage: Eukaryota; Metazoa; Chordata; Aves; Galliformes; Phasianidae
Gene: COP1
Product: COP1 E3 ubiquitin ligase
Exons: 20
Coding region: 100-1872 (590 amino acids)
Biological process (GO): proteasome-mediated ubiquitin-dependent protein catabolic process
Molecular function (GO): protein binding; ubiquitin protein ligase activity
Source: RefSeq, a predicted model, not a curated record
GGGGGCAGGAAGAGGCCGCUGCUCACCCCGCUCUGCAACGGGCUGCUCAACUCCUACGAGGACAAGAGCAACGACUUUGUGUGUCCCAUCUGCUUUGAUAUGAUUGAAGAAGCCUACAUGACAAAAUGUGGACACAGCUUCUGCUACAAAUGUAUUCACCAGAGCUUGGAAGACAACAACAGAUGUCCCAAAUGUAAUUAUGUUGUGGACAACAUAGAUCAUCUUUAUCCCAACUUCUUAGUUAAUGAACUUAUUCUUAAACAAAAACAGAGAUCUGAGGAGAAACGAUUCAAACUGGACCAUUCAGUGAGUAGCACCAAUGGCCACAGGUGGCAGAUAAUUCAAGAUUUGUUGGGAACUGAUCAAGACAAUCUUGACUUGGCUAAUGUCAACCUGAUGCUGGAGCUGCUGGUACAAAAGAAGAAGCAAUUAGAAGCAGAGUCCCAUGCUGCCCAGCUGCAGAUCCUUAUGGAAUUUCUCAAAGUUGCCAGAAGAAACAAACGAGAGCAACUGGAGCAGAUCCAGAAGGAGCUAAGUGUUCUGGAAGAAGAUAUUAAACGAGUAGAGGAAAUGAGUGGCUUGUACUCCCCAGUCAGUGAAGACAGUACGGUGCCACAGUUUGAAGCUCCCUCACCUUCGCACAGUAGUAUUAUUGACUCCACGGAGUACAGCCAGCCUCCAGGCUUCAGUGGCAGUUCUCAGGCCAAAAAGCAGCCAUGGUAUAACAGCACGCUAGCCUCGCGACGGAAGCGGCUCACAGCUCACUUUGAGGACCUAGAGCAGUGCUAUUUUUCCACAAGGAUGACACGUGUCUCAGAUGACAGCAGAACCACAAGCCAGCUGGAUGAAUUUCAGGAGUGUCUGUCCAAGUUCACACGCUACAAUUCUGUCCGACCCCUGGCAACGCUGUCCUACGCUAGUGACCUCUACAAUGGCUCCAGCAUAGUCUCCAGUAUUGAGUUUGACCGGGACUGUGACUACUUUGCCAUCGCUGGGGUGACAAAGAAGAUUAAAGUCUAUGAAUAUGGUACAGUCAUUCAGGAUGCAGUGGAUAUUCACUACCCUGAGAAUGAAAUGACCUGUAAUUCCAAAAUCAGCUGUAUCAGCUGGAGUAGUUACCACAAGAACCUGCUAGCCAGCAGCGACUAUGAAGGCACAGUCAUCCUAUGGGAUGGGUUCACGGGACAAAGAUCCAAGGUCUACCAGGAGCAUGAGAAAAGGUGCUGGAGUGUUGACUUCAACUUGAUGGACCCAAAGCUAUUAGCUUCAGGCUCUGAUGAUGCAAAAGUGAAGCUGUGGUCUACCAAUUUGGACAACUCCGUAGCAAGCAUUGAAGCCAAGGCAAACGUGUGUUGUGUCAAAUUCAGCCCCUCUUCUAGAUACCACCUAGCCUUUGGCUGUGCAGAUCACUGUGUCCACUAUUAUGAUCUUCGCAACACUAAGCAACCCAUCAUGGUGUUCAAAGGGCAUCGCAAGGCAGUCUCCUAUGCAAAGUUUGUGAGUGGGGAGGAAAUAGUCUCUGCGUCAACAGACAGUCAGCUGAAGCUGUGGAACGUAGGGAAACCUCACUGCUUGCGCUCCUUCAAGGGCCACAUCAAUGAGAAGAAUUUUGUAGGGCUGGCGUCCAACGGAGACUACAUCGCCUGUGGAAGUGAAAAUAAUUCCCUUUACCUAUACUAUAAAGGCCUCUCAAAGACACUCCUGACAUUCAAGUUUGAUACGGUCAAGAGCGUCCUGGACAAGGACCGGAAAGAAGAUGACACAAAUGAAUUUGUGAGUGCUGUCUGCUGGAGGGCACUACCAGAUGGGGAGUCCAACGUGCUAAUUGCUGCUAACAGUCAGGGUACAAUUAAGGUACUGGAGCUGGUAUGAAGGCUUUUCUCAAGGCUUGAGGUACUUGGUCCUGCUGAUAUGCUGCAGUGUUCAUCUGGGAUCUUCAGUAGGACAAGAAACCGAAACCACCUUGAUAUUCCUCCCCAAAACCACCAUGUUUGUUUGUUUGUUUUCCCAUAUAUGGACUUUCAAGGACAUUUUUGAGAUGCUGGGAACACCGGUGAACUGUCUGCCAUCAACAUUAACUCCACAGACUUUGCUGCUGCUGGUGGUGGUAUGGUUGUCUAAUUUUUAUGAUAGGAAAACAAAUUCUUUUAAAUAAAAACAAAAAGGAAUAAUAAAAUUUAUUGAGCCACAA